GAGGGCGCAGCCAUUCUCAAAUUUGUUGGGCUAGCGAGCGUGCAGUGAGGGGUCUAACUCCGACAAGUUUCUUCGAAGACAGCUUAACUGCGUGCAUGCCACCUCGCUGAAAGUUUCCUUGAUAACAACCAGGCCUCCAGCGGAGAAGUUUGCUUAUCCCAAGUGGGGGAAUUUCAUCUUAUCGUCGGUGGGGCAAUUUGCGGUUUCCUUCUUCUGGGAUUCUUGCUUCCUUCUUUAACCAGCGGUCUACAAGGCAGUUUGGCUGUAGAGGGGUGUUUCGGGUCUUCAGACAGUCUACUUAGGUCUAUUUUCUAGUGCAAGCAGGUGUCGUUAGGGUAUAUCCCCCAAACACUUGUUGGCUAGCCACAGUGACCCCCACAUGAGUGACAGUGACAGUCUAUGAGGUUUGGAACUUCGCCGAUGUUCAUUUUGGAGUUUGGUGUAUGACAUCUGUGUGAAAAAUGAUGAAGUUGCAGGAAGGUGUGACGAUGUUCGUGGUGCUGCUGGUGCUGCUGGUGCUGCUGCAAGUUGAAGGCAGAAAAUCAAGGCCGCAAAGAAGAAGCCAGAUUCAGAACGAUGGCCCUUCCGGACGGAACACGUGUCCAGGUCCCAGUCGACACAAGAGGAGGUGCUGCCCGGGGUGGUCCCAGCCCAACAGUAGUCGGAGAUGCAUUGUCCCUAUCUGCAUAUCCAGCUGUGGAACUGGUGGUCGUUGUAUGCGGCCAAAUGUAUGCUUGUGUCAAAACAGACAAAUCGGACCUUCCUGUUCACCCUGUAAUCAGCCUUGUGUGAAUGGAGGACGGUGUAUUGGACAAGACCGGUGUUCCUGUCCAUAUGGCUUCACUGGGAAGCAAUGCCAACAAGAUUAUCGAACUGGGCCCUGUUUCACCCAGAUAUCAGACAACAUGUGUCGGGGGCAGUUAACUGGUGUUGUUUGCACAAAGAUGCUAUGUUGUUCAACAAUUGGUAAGGCUUGGGGAAGGCCAUGCGAACAGUGCCCAACAUCAACUCACCCCUGUCGGAGAGGGUACAUCCCCAACCCCCAAGGCGACACUUGUAUAGAUGUUGAUGAAUGCCAGGCUAUCCCCGGUCUGUGUGUGGGCGGCAACUGUGUCAACACCCUGGGGUCUUAUCGCUGUGAAUGUCGAGAGGGACAGACACAGAAUCCAAUAACCAAAGUUUGUGAAGAUAUAAAUGAGUGCGAGAUCAUUCCACGUAUUUGUGAAAACGGACAGUGUACAAACACAGAAGGGAGCUAUUUCUGUACCUGUAACCGUGGAUACGAACCCAAUCCUGACCGCUCUUCUUGUAUUGACGUGAAACAGGGCUAUUGCUACACAAGUGUCAUCAACUUGAACUGUCAAAGUCGAAUCUCAGAAAAAACAUCAUUCCAGGACUGUUGCUGUAUGCUGGGAAAAGGCUGGGGAACAGGGGAGCAAUACUGCCAACCCUGUCCACUCAAAGACACAAAUUCCUACGACCGACUGUGCCGAAAAGGUCUACCGAUCACUGACCAAUUCUGUGCCAAGUUCACCAUGCUGUGUAAUAAUGGCCGCUGUGUGGAUACCCCAAGUUCCUUCCGCUGUGAAUGCAACCCGGGAUACAGGGAGUCCAAUGAUAACUGCCUUGAUAUUGAUGAAUGUGAGCAGCAGGGAAUCUGUCGCAAUGGCCGCUGUGUCAACACACAGGGAAGCUACACCUGUGAAUGUAGUCCAGGGUUUGUUCUCUCAAAGACAGGCUCAUACUGCACAGACAUGAAUGAAUGUGCUGAGGAAGGCAUGUGCCCCAAUGGGGUGUGCUUCAACAUGGAUGGGUCGUACAAGUGCCGAUGUAAUGCAGGAUUUAAACAGUCACCAAACCAGGAAGUCUGCUAUGACAUCAACGAAUGUACAGAGAAUGGUCGACUAUGCAAGAAUGGUCGCUGUGUGAAUACUGAUGGAAGCUAUCGUUGUGAAUGUACCCCUGGAUAUCGGUUGUCACCAGAUGGUGCUUUCUGUCUAGAUUAUGAUGAAUGUAAGACAACAGGAAUGUGCACCAAUGGCAACUGUAUAAACAUGGAUGGCAGUUUCAAGUGUGUCUGCAACCCAGGCUAUAUCUUAGGUCCCAGUAGGGAGAUCUGUAUAGAUGUGAACGAGUGCUCACUUGGUCCAGACCAGUGUGUGAAUGGUCAGUGUAUCAACAACCAGGGCAGCUUCCGCUGCGAGUGCCCCCAGGGAUUCACCCUGGGUGAGGACAGGAGGACAUGCAGAGACACAAGGAGGAACAUGUGUUACCCCGAGGUGCGGAAUGGCCGCUGCCUUAACCCCUACUCUGUGCUGGUCACCAAGUCCAUGUGUUGUUGUGGCCUUGCCGGCUCCCUGGCCUGGGGACAAAACUGUGAGAGAUGUCCAACAAUGAUGGACCCUGGUUUCAUCAAACUGUGUACCCAUGGGAAGGGCAGAGAUCACGAUGGGAAGAACAUCAACGAGUGUAAGUUACGCCCUGACAUGUGCCAGAACGGGGCAUGUGAGGACCUGGAUGGGGGCUACAGGUGCAUCUGUAAUGAUGGUUACAGACCUGAUUCCUCGGGCAGGGAAUGUUCAGACAUUAAUGAGUGUGACAUCAACUUGAUGCUGUGUGAUGGGGGGCAGUGUAGAAAUGUGCCAGGAAGCUACAGGUGCAUCUGUCCCGAGGGACUUCGCUUCAACCAUGCCACAAGAAUGUGUGAAGAUAUGAAUGAGUGUGAAACCUCACCCUGUGUUGGAGGUGAUUGUAUCAACACGGCGGGGAGCUUCAGAUGUGAAUGCACAAGGCCAGGGACUAUGCUGGACUCCACCAAGAGAAUCUGUAUUGACAACCGACGUGGAGCGUGUUGGCUGAAGUACAGGAAUGGGGUGUGUGAGAGGAACAUCAAUACCAUGAUGCUAAAGUCUGAAUGCUGUGGUACCAUUGGGAAGGCCUGGGGAAGUCCCUGCGAGCAGUGCCCACCUGACAGUGGACUGCGAUGUCCAAAGGGGUACGCUUUUACAAAUGGAUUAAACUGUGGCGAUGUAAAUGAGUGUGAGGUCCUCCCCAACAUCUGUAGGAGUGGAGGCGAGUGUGUCAAUACCCAGGGUUCCUUCAAGUGUACAUGUCCAGCUGGCCUUGAGCUGGACACUACUGGACGCAGAUGUGUAGACAACAGGAAAGCUCAGUGCUAUUUGGAUUACAACAGAGGUUUCUGUGCCCGUGAAAUGAUGGGCCUGUUCAACAAACACAUGUGCUGCUGCACCAUGGGGAAGGCUUGGGGAGAGAGCUGUGAAUCAUGCCCCAACAAGGGAACAGAUGAGUAUGAAGAGCUGUGUGAUGGAGGUGAAGGGAUGUAUCCUGACCCUGACAAACCAACAGAUAUCAAUGAGUGCCGGAUGUUUCCUGGUAUGUGUUUAAAUGGAAAGUGUCGCAACGUGAUGGGAAGUUUCAUCUGUACCUGCAACCCUGGGUUUGCCAAGGAUGACACAGGAUUCAACUGCACUGAUAUCAAUGAGUGCCUGAUAUCAUCGGUAGAGAUCUGUGGUUUAGGCGAAUGUAUCAAUAUGCCGGGGACAUUCCGCUGUGAGUGUGCUGAGGGCUUCAGGGGUGUCAUGAUGAACCAGAUGUGUGUUGACAUCAAUGAGUGUGAGGAGAAUACAGGCUUGUGUCUCGGAGGGUCUUGUCGCAACGUCGAUGGAAGCUACGAGUGUGAUUGCCCAGAUGGCCAUGAAGUUGGACCUGAUGGCUCAACUUGUAAAGAUGUGGAUGAGUGUGGGUCAGCAAGCUCCAUCUGCUCCAAUGGCCACUGUGAAAACUACAUGGGGGGCUACCAGUGCAUCUGCUCUGAAGGCUACAAGACCAAUGACCAGAAGACUACAUGUGCUGACAUUGAUGAAUGCCGUGUGCGUAAUGGAGGAUGCAUGGGUCGAUGCGUCAACACUCCCGGAAGCUUCUCUUGCGGCUGUGAAAGUGGCUACCUCCUCAUGAUAGAUGGCAAAACCUGCAUAGAUGUUGACGAGUGUAAAGAAACACCCGACAUCUGUCGAGGAGGUCGAUGUAUCAACCAGCCUGGCUCCUACAGAUGUACUUGCACAGGUGGACUCUCCUCGUCCAGGGAUCAGAAGCAGUGUCUGGAUGUGGAUGAGUGUCUGCUGAACAAGAACCUGUGUAUGACGGGAGUCUGUCAGAACACACAAGGCUCCUUCUCCUGCAAGUGUGACACUGGUUUCUCCGUCAAGCGGGAGACUGGCAACCCAGGCUGUACAGAUGAUGACGAGUGUCUAGAGGGUAACGUGUGUGACAGCAAUGCUGUCUGUAUCAACACCAGAGGCUCCUUCAAGUGUGACUGCAAGCCAGGCUUCACGGGGGACGGAUUCACAUGUAGAGAUGCUAACGAGUGUAUCCGUGCCAACGGUGGAUGUGACCGUGAUGCUGCCUGCAUCAAUAUGCCGGGCAGUUUCCGCUGUGUCUGUGACGAAGGCUUUUCUGGUGAUGGCUUCCAGUGCAUCGAUGCUGAUGAGUGCAGCUUGGAUGUGACUCUGUGUGAGAACGGGCAGUGCUACAACUAUCCAGGAGGAUUCCGGUGUGAAUGUGACAUGGGAUUUGCCCCCACUGAGGAUGAACGGGCCUGUGUCGAUAUCAAUGAAUGUGACAUGUUCCACAACUUAUGUGUCAAUGGCCGCUGUGAAAAUGUGUUUGGUAUGUUCCGAUGUGUCUGUAACCAAGGUUAUCAGCUUGAUAACUCAGGAGGAAACUGUACAGACAUUGAUGAGUGUCAGAACAUAGACAACUGUCAGUACGGCACCUGUGUCAACACCCAGGGAGGGUACCUGUGUCAGUGCCCCCCAGAUUACGAACUCAACCCCACGGGCACAGGAUGUGUGGACAAGAGACUGGGCUCCUGCUAUAUGGAUGUCCCCCAGUUUUCCCGUGGAGGCCGUAUGGUGGUGUGCACAGAUUCGAUCGCUGUGGAUAUAUCCCGAGCCACCUGCUGCUGUACUGUGGGGAAAGGCUGGGGGGAUGUCCCUGGGCUGUGUGAGAUUUGCCCAAGGAAUGGAACAAGUGAAUACAACGCUCUGUGUCCCGGGGGGCCAGGGUUCAGGCCUAACACCAUCACACUGGUGGUAGAAGAUAUUGAUGAGUGUGCUGAAGUGGACGAUGUCUGCAAGGGAGGCCGAUGUCAGAACACAUUUGGCAGCUAUGUGUGUGUGUGUCCGGAGGGCUUAGAACUGGACAGCACCAGGCACCGAUGUGUGGAUGUUGAUGAGUGUCGGACUGGGCAGAGGAAGUGUGGCAGGGGUGAGUGUGUCAACACCCCGGGCAACUACACAUGCAUCUGUCCUGCAGGAUACGAACCCAUGGAUGGGGGCCGAGACUGCCUCGACAUGAGAAAGGGCAACUGCUACAUGGAGUACUUGAACACAACACGCCCGCCGUAUCAGGUAAUCUGUGAGAAGCCCAUGUCCAAACAGCUGACCAAGAGACAGUGCUGCUGCACCAUUGGUGCUGCCUGGAACGGUCCAUGCGAGCCCUGCCCACUGAGGAACACACGAGAGUACAGACAACUCUGUCUGGAUAGCCCCAUGGGAGGAAUGGACAAGAUCAACGAGUGUAGGAUCCUCCCCAGUCUGUGUGAGAACGGCCGCUGUAUUGACACGGAGGGCAGUUUCAGAUGUCAGUGCUAUCCUGGCUACAAGUAUGACCGUACAACUCAUGUUUGUGAAGAUGAGGAUGAGUGUCGUGGAACUCUGUCUCCAUGUGUGGGCAAUGCAGUGUGUGUGAACAUGGAGGGCAGUUAUGAGUGUUCCUGCCCCGAUGGCUACAGACUCAAGCCAGACCGGAGAAGCUGCCAGGACAUAAAUGAAUGUUUGGAGGAUCCGGAGGUGUGUAGCAAUGGCGACUGUGUCAACACUGCCGGCAGCUUCAGCUGCAUCUGCCACGACGGCUUCCGACUGUCUGCACGCAGAGACUCCUGCUCUGAUAUUGAUGAGUGCCAGGCUUGGCCGGGCCGCUGUAGGAACGGAACUUGUCAAAACACAAUCGGCAGCUUCAGGUGCAGCUGCAAUGGUGGAUUCCAGGUCACAGAGAAUGGAGAUUGCGUUGAUAUGGAUGAGUGUCGCAUGCUGAUGGGGAUCUGUCAAAAUGGCCGCUGCCAGAACACACUGGGCAGUUUCCGAUGUCAAUGUCAAACAGGCUAUACAGAGUCAUCCGACAGACAGAACUGCAGAGAUGUUGAUGAGUGUGCAGAGAUCAGUGGGACCUGCAGGCGGGGCACCUGUCAGAACACUGAGGGCUCCUACAUCUGUCAGUGUCUGGAAGGCUUCCAGAAGUCCCGCAGGGGGGAUGAAUGUGUUGACAAGAAUGAGUGCCGCACUAUCCCCAACAUCUGUUACAAUGGGAAUUGUCGCAACACCGUCGGUGGCUUCGUCUGUACCUGUCCUCAAGGUUUUGUCCUCAGCCAGGAUGGACAGAAGUGCAGAGAUGUGAGAAGUGGACUCUGUUUCUCUCGGUUUGACAAUGGUCGUUGUCUGGCUCCAAAGCCACUCAAUAUGACGAAGGCUGACUGCUGCUGUUCCAUGGGCCAGGCGUGGGGAGCGUACUCUGACUGUGAGGUCUGUCCUCGCACAGGGGAAGCUGGGUACAAAUUCCUAUGUCCUCAAGGUCAAGGUUAUGUUAUUACUCCGGGGAAAUUCAUGACAGAUAUGAACGAGUGUUUGAAGUUCCCAGGUAUAUGUGUUAAUGGUAUCUGUGUUAACACGGAUGGUUCAUUCCGGUGCGAGUGUCGUGCUGGCUACACUCUGGACAACACAGGACACAAUUGUGUCGAUGCUAACGAGUGUCAGGAUGCGUUCAUGUGUGGUAAUGGUACCUGCACCAACACCGAGGGCAGCUUCCAGUGUUCGUGUAGACAGGGCUUUGCUCCUGGGCCCCAUGAGACAUGUGAAGAUGUGGAUGAGUGUAACAGUCCAAUGAAUGCCUGUGCUUUCCGCUGUUUGAACAUCCCUGGGUCUUUCCGCUGUGUGUGUCCUAUGGGAUACAGGGUGGCUGACGAUGGGGUCCAUUGUGAAGAUGUUGAUGAGUGUGUGACCCCAGCCAACAACUGUAAAUACGACUGUAAGAACAUCAUCGGCUCAUUCCUGUGUGUCUGCCCUGAGGGAUUCAAACAGGUCGGCAUGGAUCAGUGCUCAGAUAUCAAUGAGUGUGCCACCCAGCGUGGUUUGUGUCAGCAUGGUCGCUGUGUCAACACAAGGGGAGGAUACAGAUGCAUGUGUAACCGUGGAUACGAACCUAGCGCCAAUGGCAGAGCCUGUCUUGAUCGUCGUCAAGACUUCUGCUACCCAUCUUUGACCGCUGGCCGCUGUGUGCGUUCACCAACUGUAUCUCGGACAACCAAGGCUAAGUGCUGCUGUGCCAUGGCAGCUGCCUGGGGUGCAGGCUGUGAGAGGUGCCCCCCUGUCAACACAAUCCAGUACAAGCAGCUGUGUCCACAAGGUCCUGGCUACACUCCAGAUGGACAAGAUAUUGAUGAGUGUGCAGAUAUGCCUGACGCUUGUGCCAAUGGCCGUUGUCUGAACACGAUGGGCUCCUACAGAUGCGUCUGUAACAAGGGUUACAAAACUGAUGCUUCCGGCAAGAGAUGUGUGGAUAUUGAUGAGUGUCGGCUUGACCCCAAGCCGUGUGAGUUCACAUGUCAGAACACAGAUGGGAGCUUCUUGUGUACUUGUCCUCGUGGAUAUGUUCUUAACGCUGAUGGCAAGACGUGCAGAGAUCUUGAUGAGUGCACCACGAUGCAGCACAACUGCCGAGAUCGGUGUAUCAACACUCCUGGCAGCUUCGAGUGUGAGUGUCCUCCGGGCUACAGGAAAGGGAGGACGAGGCAAUGUGAUGACAUUGACGAGUGUGCUGACACACCCAACUUGUGUGGGCCUGUUGGAACAUGUCGCAACACUCAAGGCAGUUUCCGCUGUGAGUGUCCACGUGGCUACAAGACCAGCAAGGAUGGCAGCAAGUGCAUCGACAUGGAUGAGUGCGAGGAUGGUCAGUGUGAGGGCGAGUGCGAGAACGUUCCGGGCAGCUUCAGGUGCGAGUGUCCACCAGGAUACACACAACACUACAGUGGACAGUGCUAUGAUGAGAAUGAGUGUAUGGACCAGUUCCUGUGUGGUGUCGCCAUCUGCAUCAAUAUUCCUGGCAGUUUCGACUGUCAGUGUUCCGGUGGACAGACAUUUGACAUGCAGAUGUCGUCUUGUGUCGACCCCAAUGCCUGUGGCGGCAACCCCUGUGUGUUUGGCUGUUCUCCCACUGCACAGGGCUUCUCUUGUGGCUGUCCAAAUGGAUACCAACCAAUAGGACAAGGUCACUGCAUCUCAACAAUCACCCCGCCGGGCGGCAGUGGCAGAGAGGAGAGGGUGUACCCUGAGGGGGUGCAGCUGCCCCAUGCGGCUGGCCCCACCGGUGGGAAGCUGCCUCCAGGGGAAGGGUGUUACCAGUGUGACCAUGACUUUGGGGAUCUUCCUCUGACCAAGAGAGCCAAGAGAAGUUUGCCCGACUUUGAAGAUGAGGAGGAGGACUUGGAUGCUCACAUACACAAGUUUGAGCUGAAUCCUGAGGCUGAAAUGGAGAAAUAUAGAAGCAGGCAAAAGAGGGAUAUUUAUUUACAACGUAGAAAACUCAGACAUCACAAGCACAAAGCUGUCAAUGUGACAGCCCCAUCCAGUGACAUCAAGAACCCAGAGUUCAGACCUCUUGUCCUUUAUCUGAAGCGGAAACAAACUCGACCAAAGGCACGUGUCAUCAAAGUCCUGCCAUCCACGCGUGCUCUCCUGAACAAUGUGGAAUAUACCAUUAUUAACGGAAAUGAAGAGGGAAUAUUCUCCAUGCAUAAAAAGAAAGGAAUUAGCUCUUUACAUUUUACUCGUAGGUUACGCGAAAAAGGAGAAUAUAGACUAGAAAUUGAAUGUAAGCCCCAGCACAGAGAGGAUAGUAAUGACAAGAAUGUACAGUUGAAGUCCUAUUCAAUACAUGUUGAGAUUCAUGUGCUGUGAGAUUCUACAACAUGGGACUUACAGGGCAUGUGAACAUUUAUGAAUUUGUUAGAUCAACUUAAUAAUCCA
This is a messenger RNA of Haliotis rufescens (red abalone), 9101 nucleotides long. RefSeq names its product fibrillin-2-like. The record is from RefSeq and is a predicted model, not a curated record. The transcript is spliced from 66 exons. Bases 462 to 9032 code for a protein of 2856 amino acids. Gene Ontology annotation, molecular function: calcium ion binding. Lineage: Eukaryota; Metazoa; Mollusca; Gastropoda; Lepetellida; Haliotidae.